Diabrotica balteata is the source of this 939-nucleotide messenger RNA. The record is from the annotation of a GenBank genome assembly. Lineage: Eukaryota; Metazoa; Arthropoda; Insecta; Coleoptera; Chrysomelidae.
AUGAAGAGUAGGAAUAUUUUAAUGAACUUUGUUGCUCUAACUGUGUCAAUAACUGCUCUCAACAUCAUUAUGUCGAAGAAAAAUAUAGCGGAACAGGAAAUAAAGAUCAAGGAUUCCCUAUUUGAAUUUGUUAAAUCCCACAUUCCAGAUGCGGAUUUGAGUUUAAUCGAUGAAAUCGUUUUAUCUUAUGUUAUUUCCGUACUGGAGGAGGUGGGAUCUGAUCCUGUUUUUGAUGUAGAAGGUUUCUGUGAGAUGAUGGCUGCCUAUUUUCCUGAGUUCGAAACUAUAAAUCACGCUUUUGUUUGCCAAUGGAUGUUUACUUUGGAAUCCAAAUUACAAGAAAAUGACGAACCCGAAGGAAAGAAAGAAAUGGAAAUAGAUCUGUCGCUUCCAGAAAUUGUUCCAAAGACGAAACCCAGAACUGUUAGUGUCAAUUCUGAAACUGAUGUGCCGAAACGAAUGCACAAACUAUCCGAAACGAGUGAUGGUGGAUCCACUAGUGAUAGUUCUACUUCUUCCGGUAACGAUGAACUGGAUAUAUUACAAGAAAUGUUUCCUGGAACGUGCCAUAUCGAGAUGAAACAUUGUCUUACCAUAGCAGCUGGUAACGUGGACCGAGCCACCCAAAUCAUCAUCGAUCGCCAAGAAUGCGGCCAAAGCUUGAAUCAAAAUACUCCGCUAACAAUCCAAGUCGCUCGAAGAACCAUCGAUGACGAUGAGCUGAAAAAUCGCAUCAUCGAGCGUUAUUCCUACAUCGACAAGGACGCGUUCACCAAAGAGCAUCGACCCGUCGCUCCCAAAGUCGAGCCUAAGAAGAUGGUACGCUAUCGGGACAACAAGAUAGUCAGCUUAAAAGGCGAACGCUUCACCGAAGUAAAAAAAGGGGAGGACGUCGACGACAUUUCUACAAAGAAAAACAAGAAAGGCCACACUCCGUAA